Messenger RNA from Caenorhabditis elegans, 3507 nucleotides. It is a transcript of the gene egl-30, whose product is annotated as Guanine nucleotide-binding protein subunit alpha. The transcript is spliced from 7 exons. The record is from RefSeq and is marked reviewed. The coding region runs from base 1547 to 2458 and encodes 303 amino acids. Lineage: Eukaryota; Metazoa; Nematoda; Chromadorea; Rhabditida; Rhabditidae.
UAUAUGUGUGUGUGAGUGUGUGUACGUAUAUAGCAUUUGCAUGGUAAGAGAGAGCGAGACGCGCUGGUGGAUUGCCCUCACAGCGCCCCCCCCUCCCCCUUCCCUGUCGCGUCUGUGCUGCGCGUAUUGAUCGGUGGCAGCAGCAGCAGCAGCAGCGGCAAAAAGAAAGAAUGGGGGGAGUGAGAGAUGAAGAAUACGACGGGGACGACACACACACACAUAGGAGUAUUGGAAAAGCAGAGAGUGUGCUCCGCGUGAGUUUGAGUGUCUCUGAGCGAGAGAGCGCGAGACGCAGAGAACCAGAGAGAGGGGCUGCUGUGUGCGCGCGCGAUGGAAAAGAGGGAAGAGAGAGAGGGAGAGAGUGGGGAAAGCCACAACCUAAUCAGCGCAGCCAACCAACCAACCAACCAACCAGCCCAGCCAACCACGGGGAGGGCUAGGAAGAGCCCAGAGAAAGAAGGAUGGGGGUGAAGAGCAGCAGCAGAAGCUUGGCCAGUCCUCCACCCAGCCAUAGGGACCGAUGGACUAGGAGACGCAGGCGUGGGCUCCUCUCUCUCUCUCUCUCGGCCACAGAGCAACUAGAUGAAUUCACAUACAAAUGACUAAUGGACAUGAGUUGUCUGUGUGUAUGUGUGUGUUGUAUGCAGCAGUGCAAAUUGAUUUCCAACCCGCCCCAAAUUUGUGUGAGGGCUUUAAAGGAGGAGCAGAUUGGCAAGAAAAAGGGCAGACAUGGGCUGGAAUCGGGACUGUGAAAAGGAACUGGAACGGAUUUGGAAAAAAAAUUUUUGGAAAAAAUUGAAUUUGCAUGAUCUGUUUGAUGUUAGUUUCUCAACAUGAAAAAAAAUUAAAAAUUAAAAGGAAAGUUUAAUUCAUAAAUAAGGAAAACAGUAAUCAAAUGUAGAUUUUUUAACAUUCAGCGUUCUCUGUCAAAAUAUCGUGCGCCUUUAAAGAGUACCGUAGUUUUUUGAUGUUUCAUAAGUUUUCACCAGUUUUCUUAAAUUUAUUGAAAAGGUGGUUAAUUUUUUAACUAACAUCACGUGGUGUCAGAGAGUUUCAUUUCGGUUUGAUCUACCUAGAUCUACAAAAAACGCGGGAAAAGAGACGCAGAGUUCUCAACUGAUUUCGUAUGGUUACGACCGUGUUGACGUCACAUAUUUUUGGGCGAAAAAUUCCCGCAUUUUUUGUAGAUCAAGCUUUAAUGAAAUAGUAUCACCACGUGUAACAUCACAUUUUGGAAGAAAAAUCAAUUCAAACUCAGCAAAAAGUUAGUAACUACAGUAAUUUUUAAAGGCGAACCCACCGUAUUUUCGAAGUUAGCAUUCCCAAAACUAUUAAAACCACGUUAAAUCCCAUUAAAAAUUAUGUUCCAACAAAAAAAUCCUAAAAAUAAAAAUGAUGAAAGAUCCAGGUAAGCGAGAAAAAUUAAAAACCAGGCUCUCAGGUACAGUAAUUGAACAAUAUAUAUAUAUCCAACAACCCAUUUUCCAAAAAAAAAAUUCAAUUUUCAGGGACUGGAGAGUCCGGCAAGUCAACGUUCAUCAAGCAGAUGCGAAUUAUCCACGGUCAGGGAUAUUCGGAAGAGGACAAGCGAGCACACAUUCGACUUGUCUAUCAGAACGUGUUUAUGGCCAUACAGUCUAUGAUACGAGCGAUGGACACAUUAGAUAUAAAGUUUGGUAACGAAUCAGAGGAGCUGCAGGAGAAGGCGGCUGUGGUGCGGGAAGUGGAUUUCGAGUCGGUGACGUCUUUCGAGGAACCCUACGUGUCGUAUAUCAAAGAGCUAUGGGAGGAUUCUGGUAUUCAGGAAUGUUAUGAUAGGAGGCGAGAAUAUCAGCUCACCGAUUCAGCCAAAUACUAUCUCUCCGAUCUCCGACGGCUGGCGGUGCCAGACUAUCUGCCAACCGAGCAGGACAUUCUGCGUGUUCGUGUGCCAACCACUGGUAUCAUUGAAUAUCCAUUUGAUUUGGAGCAGAUCAUCUUUCGAAUGGUGGACGUCGGAGGUCAGCGAUCAGAAAGGCGGAAGUGGAUCCACUGUUUCGAAAAUGUCACCUCAAUCAUGUUCCUGGUGGCGCUUUCCGAGUAUGAUCAGGUGUUGGUCGAGUGUGACAACGAGAACCGAAUGGAAGAAUCGAAAGCUCUGUUCCGAACGAUCAUCACGUACCCAUGGUUCACCAACUCAUCGGUCAUUCUAUUCCUGAACAAGAAGGAUCUGCUCGAGGAGAAGAUUCUGUACUCGCAUCUCGCUGACUACUUUCCCGAAUAUGACGGACCCCCACGCGAUCCGAUCGCCGCCCGCGAGUUUAUUCUCAAAAUGUUUGUCGACUUGAAUCCGGACGCCGACAAGAUUAUCUACUCUCAUUUUACGUGCGCGACUGAUACGGAAAACAUUCGGUUCGUGUUCGCCGCCGUCAAAGACACAAUUCUACAGCAUAAUCUGAAGGAGUACAACUUGGUGUAAGAAGAAAGUCGCAUGUCGGAUUGGAUGAUGAUGAUGAUGAUCCAUCUCUCUCUCUCUCUCUCUCUCACUGGGUCGAGUGAGACACCACCACCUAAACCUAGGAAACAUUUUCUUGUACUCCUUCUAAUUUUUGUUUUUUUUUUGCAAAAAACUUUCUCUCUCUGUCUGUCUCUCUCUCCAUCUCUUCCUUAUUUUCUUAUUUUCUCAUUUUCCUCCCUAAAACAAAUGCUCCUCCCGAAUAUUCUUUCCAUAUAAGCACUUUUUUCUUCUUUUUUUGGAUGUGCUUUCUGAUAUAGCUAAUGCAAAAAGAAACAAAACUUCUCUCUCUCUCUCUCUCUCUCUCUUUCUGUCCUGUCUAUACUCAUUUAUCAUCACAAAAAGUCGGUUUUCACAUCCUUCCCUACCCAUCAACCUAGUUUCCGGCAUGCAAAAACACCACCUAGUCUCUCUGUCAUUCACAAAAAAAAUUUUUUUUUUUGUCUUUUUUUUUCUCACAAAAAUCCCCACAACAAACCGCCGCUUCUUUCGUUUUUUUUUGUCUUGAUUCAAAUUUUUAUUUUUUUUACCUUUCUAACAAUUCUAACCACAAAAAAAACACAUUUUUCGUGUUGGACAUAGUUUUUUUUUCCUCCUCAACUUCAAUUUCUCCCACCCACAUCCACAUAAUUCAAAUAUUAUAACGUUUUUUUUGAGUUUUCACCAUAUUUUUUUCGAAAAUUAUCGAAUGCUUUCUCCACUCCCCUCCCCAAACUUCACCCUUACCCUAAAAAUCCCGUUUUUCAUAUUUUUUUCCCAUCAAGCUAACCUCGAAAUCCUCCCCCCCACCCUAUUUUUUUCCAUUUUUCAUCGAUUUUUUUUUGUCAUUUUUCCUUCUUCUUCUUCUCAACCGAAAAAAAAACCAUCCCCCAUCCACACACCAUCCCCCCUUCUUCUUCCCCAUUAUUGUAUCGACUUUUUGCGAUAGUUUUUAAUUUCAUAUUUAUUUCUAUUAACAUUGAUCUAAUUUUAUGUAAAUGUUUUGUGGACAAAAAGAAAUGGUUGAAACUUUA